Molecule: messenger RNA, 2421 nt
Organism: Nerophis lumbriciformis (worm pipefish)
Lineage: Eukaryota; Metazoa; Chordata; Actinopteri; Syngnathiformes; Syngnathidae
Source: RefSeq, a predicted model, not a curated record
AUGGAGAGCAAAGGAUUUACAUCGUUCAGCUACGGCCUGGUUUUUCUUUUGGUUUUCCUGCACCCUAUAAAUGGAGACGUGAGCUACUCGAUCGCAGAGGAGAUGAAGCGUGGAUCUGUAAUCGGGAAUAUUGCCAAGGAUUUGGGACUCAAUGUGGGCCAGUUAUCUGCUCGUAAAGUACGCAUUGAUACGGAGGAUAGCAACAUACAACACUGCGGCAUCAACCUCAACACCGGUGACUUGAUUGUUCAAGAGAGGAUCGACAGAGAGGGACUGUGUGGUAAAAAAGCAUCAUGUGUUUUAAAACAGGAACUUGUAAUGGAGAACCCUUUAGAGCUACAUCAUAUAAGCAUCCGUGUUCUUGAUGUAAACGAUCACGCUCCACAGUUUAAUGAAGAUUCAUUAAAAUUUGAAAUCAGAGAAUCGGCAGACAAGGGGGAGCGUUUUCUUCUGAGAGAAGCACAUGAUGCAGACAUAGGUGAAAAUGCUGUUCAAAGCUACACGUUGCAGCAGAACGAUCAUUUUAAACUUAAUAUUAAUUCUAAACCAGGUGGGCGAAAGUACUGUGAAUUGGUAUUGGACAAAGAAUUAGACAGAGAAGAUAAAAAAGAAAUGAUGCUCUUGCUGACUGCAUAUGAUGGCGGCUCUCCUCAGAGAUCAGGCACUGUAGUCAUACACGUCACUGUGCUGGAUGCAAAUGAUAAUGUACCAGUGUUUAGUGAGAUGGUCUAUAAAGCUACUCUCCCAGAAAACUCUCCAAUUGAUACUUUGGUGAUUAGAGUGAGUGCAAGUGAUGCUGACGAAGGAUUAAAUAGCGAAAUCACAUAUGCAUUUGACCAUCUAUCUGAUGACGAUAGUGAUAUUUUUACUUUGCACCCCAAAACUGGACAAGUAUCUGUGGCUGGUGUUGUGGAUUAUGAGAAAGUGAAAUCUUAUGAAAUGCAAAUAAGUGCUGUUGAUGGCCUAGGAUUAAUUUCUUAUUCUUCUUUAAUUAUUGACAUUGUUGACACGAAUGACAAUGCCCCUGUAAUAAAUCUAAAGUCACUAUCUAAUCAAGUACCAGAAAAUGUUCCAGUUGGUACAGAAGUGGGCAUCAUUAAUGUGCACGACCGAGACUCUGAGCAGAACGGACAGGUCCGUUGCUCCAUUCAACAAAAUCUCCCCUUUAAGUUAGUUCCUUCUAUUUCAAACUAUUAUUCUCUGGUGACGACUGGAGAACUGGACCGAGAACUGGUGUCUAAUUACAACAUUACAAUCAGCGCUACCGACGAGGGCUCUCCUCCUCUAUCCUCCUCUAAAAGUAUUCAAUUGUCCGUCACAGAUAUUAACGACAACCCACCUAUUUUUGAGGAAACGUCUUACAGCGCAUACGUAAGUGAAAAUAAUAAAGCCGGCUCCCCUUUAUGUUCUGUUAGUGCCAGAGAUCCUGACUGGAGACAGAAUGGUAGCAUAAUAUAUUCUCUGCUAGCCGCUGAGGUGAAUGGUGCCCUGGUGUCUUCUUAUGUGUCUGUUAACAGCGACACAGGGGUGAUCCACGCUGUCAAGUCCUUUGAUUAUGAACACUUGAGGAGUUUUCAGGUCCGUGUCAUGGCAAGAGACAAUGGUUCUCCUCCACUGAGCAGCAACGUGAGUGUCAGUGUGUUUGUCUCAGACGUGAACGACAACUCUCCUCAGAUACUGUACCCCGCACCAGAGGGCAACUCUUUCAUGACUGAGCUGGUCCCCAAAGCAGUGCACGGUGGCUCUGUGGUAUCCAAAGUGAUCGCAGUGGAUGCCGACUCCGGACAGAAUGCCUGGUUGUCCUAUCAUAUAGUCAAGUCCACAGAUCCGGGACUAUUCACAAUUGGUCUCCACAGUGGAGAGAUCAGGACCCAGAGGGAUAUUUUGGAAUCUGACAGCAUGAAACAGAACUUGAUUGUGGCAGUGAAGGAUAAUGGGUUGCCCCCUCGCUCAGCCACCUGCUCCAUGUAUUUACUUCUUUCUGAUAACUUGGCUGAGGUGCCAGAACUGAAAGACAUUUCUUACGAGGAGAAGGAUUCCAAACUGACCUCUUAUCUGAUCAUCGCCUUGGUGUCUGUGUCCACCUUCUUUCUGACCUUCAUCAUAAUCGUCCUUGGUGUGAGGUUUUGUCGCAGAAGAAAGCCCAGACUGAUGUUUGACGGAGCAGUUGCUAUCCCUAGUGGGUAUCUCCCUCCUAACUACUCCGAUGUGGAUGGCACAGGGACAUUACGCAGCACCUAUAACUACGAUGCCUACUUGACAACGGGUUCCAGAACUAGUGACUUUAAGUUUGUGUCUUCAUACAAUGACACCACACUGCCUGCUGAGCAGACGCUGAGGAAAAGUCCAUCAGACUUUGUUGACGAACUUCAGGAUACGUUUGACCCUUUGGAGCGGAUUCUCGCUGUAUUACUCUUCUGA